Messenger RNA from Candida albicans SC5314, 1566 nucleotides. RefSeq lists its product as uncharacterized. The transcript has a single exon. The record is from RefSeq and is a predicted model, not a curated record. The coding region runs from base 1 to 1566 and encodes 521 amino acids. Gene Ontology annotation, molecular function: transmembrane transporter activity. Gene Ontology annotation, cellular component: membrane. NCBI's taxonomy places the organism in Eukaryota, Fungi, Ascomycota, Pichiomycetes, Serinales, Debaryomycetaceae. Gene Ontology annotation, biological process: transmembrane transport.
AUGUCUACUACAAAACCAACAACGUCACAUGUUGAGUCUGAUACCAAACCAGAUGCUGAUCAUCUUGAAAUAAGAAAAUCUAACUUAUCUGAAUCAGAUCUUGGAGUCGAAGAAAUAAGUGAUUUAAAAUAUAUCAACCUCCCACCGCUGUUGCAACACAUGACACAAGAAGAGUUAAGAACAUUAGAUAAAAAAACCACCAGAAAGAUCGAUUUAAGAUUGAUGCCAAUGUUGAUCUUCAUUUACAUUUUGAACUAUUUAGAUAGAAACAAUUUGGCUAGUGCCAGAUUAGGAGGUUUAGAAAAAGAUAUUGGUUUGGUUGGUAACCAAUACCAAAUCUGUAUUUCCAUCUUGUUUGUUGGUUACAUUCUUUUCCAAGUCCCAUCCAAUAUGUUGUUGAACAAAAUGGGUCGUCCAUCAAUUUACCUUUCAGUUGUCAUGACUAUAUGGGGUGCUAUUUCUACUGCCACGGGUGCCGUUCAAAGUUUUGGUGGAUUGGUCGCAGUCCGUGUGUUGCUUGGUGUUGUCGAAUCCGCAUUUUUCCCUGGUGCCUUGAUGAUCUUGUCAAGUUGGUAUGACAAAAAAACACUUGCCUCCAGAAACUCUAUUUUAUACGCUGGGCUGUUAAUUAGUUCUGCAUUCAGUGGUUUGAUUGCUGCUGGUAUAUUGAAAAUGGAUGGCUUGGGUGGUGUUCAAGGUUGGAGAUACCUUUUCAUUAUUGAAGGUGGUAUUACUGUGCUCACAGUCCCAUUUGCUUACUUUAUUUUACCAGAUAACCCAUCAAAUACCAAAUUCUUAAGCCAAGAAGAAAAAGACAUUAUUAUGUGGAAAAUGAAGAGAGAUCUUGGAAAUGUCAAUGACUCUGAUAAAGAAGCCCAAGAAUCUGAAAUACAAGGAUUUAUGCAUGCAUGCAAAGAUAUCAAGGUCUGGCUUUUGUGUGCUAUUCACCUGUUCUUAGUUGCUGCUUGUGGUGUUACCAAUUUUUUCCCAUCAGUGGUGCAAACAUUGAAUUUCGAUAGAACUACCACUUUAUGUUUGACUGCUCCUCCAUAUGUUAUAGCUGUUGUUGCAACUUAUCUUUGGGCUAAACACGCAGAUCAUUCUGGAGAAAGAUUCUACCAUGUUACUAUUCCGUUAGUGUUAUCGUUAGUUGCAUUUAUCAUUUCUGCUGCUUCAUUAAACACUGGUGCUCGUUACUUUAGUAUGUGUUUGAUGAUUCCUUCCCUUUAUUGUGCAUUCGUUGUUAUUCUUACCUGGAUUUCCAACUGUUGUCCAAGACCACCAGCUAAACGUGCCGCUGCUAUUGCCAUUGUCAAUUGUUUGAGUAACUCCACUUCAAUUUGGAAUGCUUAUUUAUACCCAUCAAGUGAUGCGCCACGUUAUUUGGUUGCAUUCUGCUGUAACUCAGCUUUCAUUGUUCUUUCUAUUCUUUUUGCUGUUGGUUUGAGAAUUAGAUUGACCGUUUUGAACAAGAGAAUUGAAAGAGGUACCAUGGACUGGCAAAAGGAAUUGGGUAAAGGUAAUGAUGGAUCAAAGAUUUCUCCUGACUUUAGAUUCUUAUACUAG